Molecule: messenger RNA, 933 nt
Organism: Siniperca chuatsi (mandarin fish)
Lineage: Eukaryota; Metazoa; Chordata; Actinopteri; Centrarchiformes; Sinipercidae
Gene: mmab
Product: metabolism of cobalamin associated B
Exons: 9
Coding region: 59-754 (231 amino acids)
Molecular function (GO): corrinoid adenosyltransferase activity
Source: RefSeq, a predicted model, not a curated record
CCACAAACGGCCAAAAAGCAUUAUUGUACACCUUUAGCUGCUAGCCUCUAGCUUUAACAUGACAUCGUUUAUUAUCAAACCUGCUCAGUUCCGCUGUGUUAUAAGGUCAGGCAGGCUCAUAAGCGAGUAUCGGACAAGGAAAACAUUGUGUUCAUGCAGAAGUUAUGACACUGAAGGAGACAACAGGAUACCCAAAAUAUACACCAAAACUGGAGACAAAGGUUUCUCAAGCACAUUUACAGGAGAAAGGAGGCCAAAGGAAGAUCAUAUUUUUGAAGCCUUAGGAAAUACAGAUGAGCUGUCAUCAGCUAUAGGCUUGGCCAGAGAAUUUUGCCUCGACAAAGGUCACGCAUUCACAUAUCAGCUGGACAAGAUACAGUGCAUUUUACAAGAUGUGGGCUCCAAUAUUGCCACCCCUCGAGCAUCUGCAAGAGAAAGUCACAUAAAGAGAACUAAAUUUACUGCUCAGCCAAUUGCAGACCUGGAAACCUGGAUUGAUACUUUUACAGAACAACUCCCUCCACUGACCAGCUUCAUUUUACCCUCUGGAGGGAAGAGCAGUGCAGCUUUGCACUUGGCUCGGACAGUGUGUCGGAGAGCAGAACGCAGUGUUGCUCCUAUUGUGCGGUCAGGGGAGGCAGAUCCAGAUGUUGCCAAGUUUUUGAACAGAUUGAGCGACUACCUCUUCACCGUGGCCAGAUAUGCAGCCAUGAAAGAAGGCAAUGAGGAGAAAAUCUACAAAAGACCUGAAUGACCAGAUUCUCACAUGUGGAAUAGGACAAAGGCCUAACAGAUAUUUAAUUUUUACUGUAAAUAUAUUAAUACAUAUGAAUGAGGUCGAAAAUUGUUUUCUUAUUGUGAUGCAACUUUCUUUUCAGCAUAAUGUGAGAAUAUAGGCAGUAAUAAACUUAACUGUGACUAAAUCUUAAACCA